GUGCGAGUCAACUUCCCUCCUAUAUACAUUGUCAAUUGGGCAGUACAUUAGGAUUUUGGAAGACCUGGAAAUAAUCAAGUAUGGCGUCUGCUCUAGCUUUAAGCAGUAGCCGAACAACUCUGAUUUUCUUGCUCCUUUCGCUGCUUGUUCUGUCAAACAUACUUGUGGGCGUAAAACCUAUAGAGAACAGAUUCCUGGCAAGCUUUUGUUCAACCAAUAGUAGUGACUAUACAGAAGGAAGCAAAUUUCAGUCAAAUCUUAACCGCUUGCUGUACAGAUCACUAUACAAUAACGGUGGCAAUUUCAUCUAUGCAAAAGCCAGUGAAGGAGAAGACCCUGAUAAAGUACAUGGAGUAUUCCUCUGUAGGGGAGACGUCGCACCUAAAGACUGCCAAAGCUGCAUUGACGAGGCAACUGAGGAGAUCUUGAGCGCAUGUGCUCUCAAGAAACAGGCAAUUGUAUGGUAUGAUGAGUGUUUGAUCCGCUAUUCUAAUGUAUCUUUCGCCUCCACCCUGGACUACUCAGGUGGUUUCAUUUUGUAUAACACAAGAAACGUUUCGCGGCCAAAACAAUUUAUGGGGAUUUUGGGUGCAAUGUUUGAUAACCUUACCUAUCAAGCUACUUCAGUUAAUCCCAACCUUAAAUAUGCUGCAAAUUCUGAUGAAUUUGAACCGAUUCAGAAGUUGUAUGGCAUGGUGCAGUGUCUACCUAAUUUGUCAGCUGCAGAUUGUCGCGCUUGCCUGAAUACUGCUCUUUCUGCAAUCAGUACUCUACUCUCUGACGCCAGAGUACCACGCGGAUGCAGAGUUCUAUAUGCAAGCUGCAAUUUAAGGUAUGAGCUAUAUCAGUUCUUAAAUCCUGCUGGACGGGAGCCAUCGACCAGCCAGGGUAACAAGGAUAAAGGUAAUCCUGGCGGACAGGGUCCGGGAGCACCACAGCGAUCGACCAGCCAGGGUAACGAGGAUAAAGGCGGAAAUACCUCGAAGACAGAGCUUAUUAGUAUCAUCAUUGGUGUUAUAGCACUGUUGGCUGUUGUACUGGCAGGAACUAGUUUUUACCUUGUGAAAAGAAGAAGACGUAUAGCCAAAGAGGGGGAUGAAAGUAAUCAAGAAACUCAAUUGCUUAACAUGAUAGAAGAAACACUUACUGAAGAUUUUUCGAAUGAUGAUUUUAGCUCCGAAAAGCAGGCGAGGUCCAAAGAGUUUCCAGUUGUAAAACUAGACCUCAUUCGUGCUGCUACACAAAAUUUUUCUGAAGAAAACAAGCUUGGAGAAGGUGGAUUUGGUCCAGUGUACAAGGGAAAACUAGCCAAUGGCAUAGCAAUUGCAAUCAAGAGGCUCUCUAGAGCAUCUGGUCAAGGGCUGAAAGAGUUCAAGAAUGAAGUCAUCUUAAUUGCCAGAUUGCAGCACAGAAAUCUCGUGAGGCUCUUGGGUUGCUGCUUAGAGGGAAAUGAAGCAUUGCUUAUCUAUGAGUUCAUGCCCAACAAAAGCUUGGACUUCUUCCUCUUCAAUUCAAGAGAAAACAAGAUUCUGGAUUGGAGACAGCGUCUCCACAUUAUUAAGGGAAUAGCCAGGGGAAUUCUGUAUCUACAUGAGGAUUCUCGACUGAGAAUCAUUCAUAGGGACGUAAAAGCUAGCAACGUUUUACUGGACAAAGAUAUGAACCCGAAGAUAUCAGACUUUGGAAUGGCAAAGAUGUUUUGCGGAAAUCAAUGUGAAGCCAAUACAAAUAGAGUUGUUGGAACCUAUGGAUAUAUGGCCCCUGAGUAUGCAAUGGAAGGACUCUUUUCUACUAAAUCAGAUGUUUUCAGCUUUGGAGUUCUGGUCCUUGAGAUAGUAAGUGGGAGGAAAAACAAUGGCUAUGUUUCAGAAUAUGGUCAGAGCCUCCUUAAUUUUGCAUGGAAAUUGUGGUGUGAAGGGAAAGGAUUAGAGCUUAUGGACCCUGGCUUAUCGCAGUCCUGUGUGGCAGCUGAUAUAACAAAAUGCAUCCAUAUCGGGUUGCUCUGCGUUCAACAAGAUCCAACAGAUAGACCUACCAUGUCCUCUGUAGUUUUUAUGCUGGAAAACGACCCUCAAACGCUUCCACAACCAUCACAGCCUGCAUUUUCUAUUGGGCGAAUUGUCGUGAGAUCAGCUGAUCAGCCUCCAUCUAAUGAUCACUUGUGUUCGGUUAACGAUGUCACUUUAUCAAUUCAAUCACCCCGAUGAUAUAUAUAUUUAAAUCUUAUCCAGCUGUUGUUCUGACAAUUAUAGGGCGUCAAUUCUUCCACAAGGGGUCGUUCAGUUGGCAGAUAAGUUAAUGCAGAGAUUAUCAGACAAAAAUUACAAUAUAAGGAUUAAUAAUUCUGUAUUAUCUAGUGCAUAUGCAUUUCUUAGUGGAUGUUUGAUUCAUAGUAUUAAAAUGGGACAUACAUUGUAUAAUCUAAAACAUUAUUUGGUUUUA
Molecule: messenger RNA, 2442 nt
Organism: Nicotiana tabacum (common tobacco)
Lineage: Eukaryota; Viridiplantae; Streptophyta; Magnoliopsida; Solanales; Solanaceae
Product: cysteine-rich receptor-like protein kinase 15
Biological process (GO): protein phosphorylation
Cellular component (GO): plasma membrane
Molecular function (GO): ATP binding; protein serine/threonine kinase activity
Source: RefSeq, a predicted model, not a curated record